AUGGUGUUUAGAAGAUCGAGCACGCUUGACCCAGUGUCGCAGGAAUAUCAAUGGCUGAGCCGAAGAUCCCAAACUGUUAAUUUUGAAAGCUCUGAAUUUGUGGACCUGAGAAGUGUUGAGGAGACGGGUGUUGGCGACAGCGAUCAGCUUUCAAAAACAAUGCCUAUUCAGCAGCUGCGAAAUAUCCAACGACAUAAAUCAGAUUUGAUUGAGUACCCUAAACACACUCAACAAGUGAUCAAACGGUCUCAAACUAUUUCCUUUCCCCAAAAUACAUUGGAUUACGAUAUUCAAAUGGUUCCCGAUGUCGAGAGCACCGAUUUGAAUUGUGGGAGUGGUGUUUCUGUCAAAGACUUUUCAGCUGAAGACGUGUAUCUCAAAAAAGAGCUUUCGGAGCCUUUUGAUGAGUCUUUCAUAGUGAUUGAGUCUUCUCAAGGACUAAGUAGAGCUGAUGAAUCUGAUGCCACGCUUGAUGCAGAAGCUACGGAGGUUUGGAAUGAAAAUACAAUCUCGCAAAAGACUCCGGACCUAAACGGCUCAGACACGGAGGAAAAAAGGCAUUCACAAGAACGUUUAGUACAUCACGGCUCUGCUAAGUGUCGAACCAUUGACAAUACCCCAGAUUGUGAUCAAACCUUGACUCCAAAUGGCGAGUUUGAAACCCUCGAUUGCACAGUAACGGCUUCGCCAGAAUUAACUCUUGGGUUUUCGUCAUCCAAUGCAGUCUCUCGUGGACAGACUGAAGAACUCAUUGCAGGAACAACUUCUAAUGAAAAUCUGACGAAGAGUGAAACAGACACCACAGUAUCCAUCGUGGCCUUAGAACCUGGCACUUUUGGUUCCUCCAGCGGCGAGAAUAAAAGUCAACCAGUUCACAAUGAUGAACCUAACGAGUCAGCUGCUACUAAUAGCCCACAGAACUAUUCCUCAAGCUUCUCUGCAACGCAGAUUUUAGAACGCACCGCCAACGUGCACAAAUCCUUGAAACAUCUUAUACUCAAGACAAAUCAAGAAUGUUUCCAGGUGAAUUCCAAAAAAGUACGUUAUCGCGCCGGGCUGUCAAAACUAACAACAGGUUUACCGCAUUUGCAUGAGCGCUUUAAUAAUAGCGAAUAUAAGCCUUCAUGA
Lachancea sp. 'fantastica' is the source of this 1128-nucleotide messenger RNA. The record is from the annotation of a GenBank genome assembly. Lineage: Eukaryota; Fungi; Ascomycota; Saccharomycetes; Saccharomycetales; Saccharomycetaceae.